This is a messenger RNA of Xiphias gladius (swordfish), 3196 nucleotides long. RefSeq names its product family with sequence similarity 149 member B1 (gene fam149b1). Gene Ontology annotation, biological process: protein localization to cilium; cilium assembly. Lineage: Eukaryota; Metazoa; Chordata; Actinopteri; Istiophoriformes; Xiphiidae. The transcript is spliced from 16 exons. The record is from RefSeq and is a predicted model, not a curated record. The coding region runs from base 200 to 2248 and encodes 682 amino acids.
UAACACUAGCUGUCAUAAUUUAAUAAACAGCGUUAACAUCUGUAGACAGAGCCCUGUCCAGCCUCCUUGCACUAAGCGUGUUUAUCUGCGGACUAGAGGAAAUGUCAGCCUUCCCUCCAAACUCUUCCCAGCGAGUCCUGGAAGUGGAGGCAAGAAUGAGAGACGAGGGCUUGAGCCUAUAAAACGGAGACAAAGUAGGAUGAUUUCACGAUACAACAGAAGACCUGUAUCACACAAACUUGAAAUUCGUGGGUUGUCCCGAAGCAGCCUAGACCACCACCCUCUCCCAGAGGAAGCAGACGAUAACCAAACCCCUCAGCGCUACCUCCAUGACCUCCAGGAAGCUGUUUCCGCUCACAACAGCUCAGAGACGUCUGCUGCCUCAGGCCACUCUGACUGUUGCACUGUCAUCUCAGUAGACUCCAACCAGUCCUGGUCAGGUAUCCAAAGCUUCACAGGCACUGGCAUAUCCACAGAGAGGAGCUCUGUUUUCUCCUGGGGCUACGAUGAGUUCGACAAGGCUGCGUCACGACAGGUGCAGCAAAUGUUUGAGGAGAUCGACAAAGAGCUGUAUGAGGGGAAAGGCAUUGGAGGCGGGAUACUCCAGGGGCUGCAGGACGAAUGUCAGCAGUGGGCCACACGUUUCCCACAUCUUCGGAUCCUGGGGACUCAGCUGGUGUAUCCCAGUGAUGAGGGCUUCCAGUGGUACGCUACUUCAGGGAAAGGCAGCUCUGCCAGCAGCCCAUCAGCAAGCAAAGAGAGCAGUGUGAAGUCCCAUGAGACGGAUAAGGGUGGCACAGAGUUGAACGUGCAGGGCAGGAGAGCGGAGCUGAUCAAGUCCUCCUCGACAGAGCUGCACGGGCCUCCUGGCACCUCCGAUGACUUCAGCAGUCAUUAUAGGCCGAGAGUGAUUGAAGUGGAGGGUCUGAUGGAGGAAUACCUGGCUUUUGAUAGCAGGGACUUGGAAGACGAGUGGGAGCAGGAUUGUUCAGAGUCAGGUCGGAGGCAUCACUCUCUACCCCCUGUCUCGCCUUACCGGUGUCGCCGUCAAGCUGUUCUUGACUUGCUGUUUGAUGAUGUGUGGCAGCAGCUGGUUGGCUGGAUGAAAGAGCUAGUUCAACGCCACUGGGAAUGCUGUACCUCAAAUGAUGAAAAGAUUCCUGGAAACUUGAGCCCCGUGCAGCAGGACUCCAAGAAUCCCUUCAUGCUGCUCUCCACGCUGCCCACGAUGCUGCCCAAACUUAGCCAGAGCAGGGUUCCCCCGCUCACAGCUGGCCUGCAGUUCCAGAACUCAAAGUCAAGGGGCUCAAAGCACAAGUCCAGACGGAAAUCCAAAAAGCAGAAAAGGCCGUCCACUGCUGGACGGGUCCCAGUUGGAGCAGGGCCCACCCAGCACAACCUGAACGACCUCAUCGUGAUCCACAGCAUCCCCCUGCAGCAGAGGAACCUGGGUGUGCUGGAUAGAAACCAGGAGCCAGAAGAACGGGCAUCCCACAGACCAGGCUCCAGCGUCGUCCCCUCCAGCAAACCUCGCCCUCGCCGAACCCUGGAACAGAGCUCUUCUUCGCUGUCCCGCCCGGCACACUCAGCUCGACGCAGAAACCCUCCUCCCCGGACUCUCCUGCCACUGGUUCCCAGCCUGAGUCAGUCCAGCACAGUGGGAUCCAUGGAUGAGGUCGUCCGCGGGACACGUCUACCCACGGCCAGUGACCGCCUGACGUCUCCACUGUUGCCUCUGAGCAGAAACACACUCCUUCCCCCCAUCAGCAGCGGGGACCCAGAUACAUCUCACUCAGGGCAGCAGUCCAAACCUGCACAGCGUCAGAAAGGCCCAUCCAGCCGCGCCCACAGUGCUAUAAAUGACGAAGGUGGCAGUUCAAUACCAAGGGAUCGUCACCACCUGCUGGACAUCUUCUCUCGCCCCAACACCACUCACACAUACAGGUCGGACACUCCGUAUCGUCGUUCCUUCACAGUAUUGGACAACAUUGGGCAGGGGCGGCCAGGCAGAGCCUCUGUGGGCACAGACUCUCUUGGAAUCGGUGUGACCGGCGUCAGUCUUGGCAUCAGCAGCUCAUCUUUCUUGGACUCGUUUUCCCACCACCCCUUGGGGCACUCGCCCAUCAAAGACGAAGAGGAGCCAGACCCACAAGCCCCUGUCCCAGCUCCACCAGUGCCUGUGUCAGUCCCACCUCGGUCUUACACCCGUGGAGGCAUCUCAUCCAGAGCCAGCAGACCCGGCUUGUAGUUUGCUUCUGACCUCCAGACCCUUCAGCCAUUCAAUUUUAUACAGCACAACAAAGUGCAACACUCUGCAGCAUCUGUGCCCACUAAACAUUUUUUUGUCUUACUCAAGUAGCAUAAUUUUUUCAUAGUAUGCUGCUUUCGUGAGGUUUUUGUUAGAGGCCUAUUUUUGUAUUUCAGAAAUCAGCUUAUGUGGCUGCCAAACACAAAUAACUGUCAACAGUAACUCCAUCUUCGUGUACAGUGUGAGCCGUAUGUGUAGACAUUGGUACGAUGUAUGUAUGAUCUGACUGUGUUUAUAUCUAUUUAUACGUGAACGUACUGUAUAUUAUCCUCUGCGGUGUGUUGUUAUACUGUUAAAUGACUAUACAGGGAAUAACACAUCCAUCCAAACAGGGACAGAGAGGAUAAAAAGCACUUUUUUUCCCUCUCUGAUGCUACAUCAGAGAGUUUGGUACUGUAUCUUUUAUAAGGACACAAAAAAAAAAAUCUACCCAGAGCCUCUUAAUUUCAUAUCAUUGCACACAGGAAAGAGAACAAGAGACGCCACCUUGAAAGUUUUUGGUUGCCUUUCUUUCCAUUUCAAAUCAUAAAUCAGAAGAGGUAAUAGGGUGGAUGUAUAAGCACUGACAGGACAUCUCUGCAGCCCACAUCCUUUUAAGACUACACCUCAAGAUAAUGUAGGAAUGCAAGAGGCAGUUACAGGAAACUGUUUGUAAAUAUGUCUGUACAAAAUACUGUAUUUGAUUUAAAUGUAUCCUUAUUACCAGAGUAAAACCAAGUGAGGUUGCUUUGACAGGUAACAUCAGGGUUACUGCAAAAAAAAAAAAAAAAAGGGUAGUUUUCCCUUCAUUCAUUAUUGAAAUAAUAUAUCCGCCAACCAUGCUACAAAAGGUGACAAAGCUUGAAAAAUCAGUUUUUCUUCAAUGCUUUUUCUUUGAUUUUAUUUUAU